This is a messenger RNA of Syzygium oleosum, 3727 nucleotides long. RefSeq names its product DNA ligase 4. Bases 108 to 3590 code for a protein of 1160 amino acids. The record is from RefSeq and is a predicted model, not a curated record. Gene Ontology annotation, molecular function: DNA ligase (ATP) activity; ATP binding; DNA binding. Gene Ontology annotation, cellular component: DNA ligase IV complex. The transcript has 27 exons. Lineage: Eukaryota; Viridiplantae; Streptophyta; Magnoliopsida; Myrtales; Myrtaceae. Gene Ontology annotation, biological process: nucleotide-excision repair, DNA gap filling; DNA biosynthetic process; double-strand break repair via nonhomologous end joining.
AAAUCCCACACACAACACAGUAACACACCACACCGCUCGAUCGAUACGCCGACGAAACCUUGCGUAAGCAGCGCUCUCCGGCGAGGCUCUCCUCGUCGCCGUCGAGGAUGUCCGGCGACACCAAAUUCAGCGUCCUCGCCAGCCUCUUCAGCUGGAUGCAGAGGAGCAAGUCCUCCGCUCAGAAGCGCUCCAAGUUCCGGAAGCUCCUCGACACCUACUGCAGGCCCAGCGACUACUUCACCGCCAUCCGGUUGAUCCUGCCCUCGCUCGAUCGCGAGCGCGGCACCUACGGCCUCAAGGAGUCCGUCCUCGCCACCUGCCUCGUCGACGCCCUCGGCAUGUCCCGGGACUCCGAGGACGCUCUCCGCCUCUUCAACUGGCGCCGCGGGGGCCCCAAGUCCGGCGCCAAUGCUGGCAAUUUCGCUCUCGUCGCCGCCGAGGUGCUGCAGCGUCGGCAAGGAAUGGCAUCUGGGGGCCUAACCAUUAAGGAAUUAAAUGAUUUGCUUGACCAUUUGGCAUCAAGUGAAAACAGGGCAGAAAAGACUUCAGUUCUUUCUACUUUAAUAAAGAAGACAAAUGCCCAGGAGAUGAAGUGGAUUAUCAUGAUAAUUCUUAAAGAUCUGAAGUUGGGCAUCAGUGAAAAGAGCAUAUUCCACGAAUUUCAUCCAGAUGCUGAGGAUAUGUUCAAUGUCACGUGUGAUUUGAAAUUGGUCUGUGAGAAGCUUAGAGAUCGUGGCCAACGGCAUAAGCGCCAGGACAUAGAAGUUGGCAAAGCUGUUCGUCCUCAACUUGCAAUGAGAAUUGGCAGUGCAGCUGCUGCAUGGAAAAAGCUUCAUGGAAAGGAGGUGGUUGUUGAAUGCAAAUUUGACGGUGACCGCAUCCAAGUUCACAAGAAUGGAUCUGAGAUACAUUUUUUCUCCAGGAAUUUUCUGGAUCACACGGAAUAUGGACCAGGAAUGUCGGACAUCAUAAUCAAUAAUAUUGUGGUCAACAGAUGCAUCCUUGAUGGUGAGAUGCUGGUUUGGGACAAGUCUACGAAUCGUUUUGCCGAGUUUGGUUCAAAUCAGGAAAUAGCAAAGGCAGCAAGGGAUGGGCUUGCCAGUGAUAGACAGUUGUGCUAUGUUGCGUUUGACAUCCUGUAUGCUGGGGAUACCAGUGUUAUCCACCAAACCUUGAAGGAAAGACAUGAGCUUCUCCGGAAAGUUGUGAAGCCUUUUAAGGGUCAUUUGGAGAUCUUGGUACCUGAUGAUGGCCUCAACAGUCACCGUCCUCCUGGGGAGCCUUGUUGGUCUCUUAUUGCUCAUACUAUGGAUGAUGUCGAGAGGUUUUUCAAAGAAACAAUCGAGAACAGAGAUGAAGGAAUUAUCUUGAAAGAUCUUAGUUCCAAAUGGGAGCCAGGUGAUCGGAGUGGAAAGUGGUUAAAGCUGAAGCCAGAUUAUAUUCGUGCUAGUACAGACUUGGAUGUUCUUAUCAUAGGAGGAUACUAUGGAUCUGGGCGUCGUGGAGGGGAGGUGGCUCAAUUUUUGGUUGGUCUUGCUGAGUGUGCACCUGCAAACACAUAUCCUAGACGAUUCAUUUCCUUUUGUAGAGUGGGUACCGGACUGUCUGAUGAGGAACUCGAAGCUGUUGUCACCAAAUUAGAGCCAUACUUUAGGAAAUAUGAAUUUCCUAAGAAGUCACCACCAAGUUUUUUUGAAGUGACAAACCAUUCAAAGGAAAGGCCAGAUGUCUGGGUUGAGAGUCCUGAGAAAUCCAUUAUACUUUCUAUAACCAGUGACAUCCGGACUAUAAAUUCCGAGGUGUUUGCUGCUCCAUACAGUCUAAGAUUUCCACGAAUUGACAGAGUUAGAUGGGAUAAGGCUUGGCAUGAGUGUCUUGAUGUCCAAUCUUUUGUGGAACUGGUACAUUCAAGCAAUGGUACCACACAUGGGGGAAUGGAUUACAAAGGCCAGCUGGCAAGUGGGCCAAAGCGUAAGAGGUCUUCUGAUAAAGUAAAGGGAGAGAAAAGGAACUUGACCGUUGUCCCUUCUCAUUUCGUGCGAACUGACAUUUCUGGCCUUAAAGGGGAAACUCAGAUAUUUUCAAGUUUGAUGUUCUACUUUGUAAAUGUUCCUCCGAACCUUUCUCUUGAUGCGUUGCAUAAAAUGGUUGUUGAGAAUGGUGGCAACUUCUCCAUGAAUCUGAAUGAUUCGGUUACCCAUUGUAUUGCAGCUGAAAGCAAGGGGAUCAAAUUUCAGGCAGCAAAACAGAGAAAAGAUAUUAUUCAUUACUCAUGGGUCCUGGAUUCUUGUUCACAAAAGAAGCUUCUUCCUCUGCAGCCAAAGUACUUUCUCUUCCUAUCUGAUAUAUCAAAGAGGAAGUUGCAAGAAGAAAUUGAUGAGUUUUCUGACUCUUACUAUUGGGAUCUUGAACUUGCAGAUAUCAAACAACUUUUAAAUAAUGUGGAAAGAUCAGAAGACCCUCGUCGCGUCAAUUAUUACAAGAAAAAAUUCUGCCCGUCAGAGAAGUGGUCGUGCUUUCACGGAUGCUGCAUUCACUUCUGUUCUUCAACGAAGGCAUUAAAACCGGAAUGGGAUCUCUUGUUGAGGCUAAUGCAAAGGAGAUUGGAACUGGAAGUAUUGUGGGGUGGUGGAGAAGUCAGCAAUCAUCUCGGACAUGCUACUCACGUGGUUGUAGUGUCAGAACCUGGAACUUCAGUCGAUAUUGAUGUGAUCUUGAGAAGCUUAUGUGCACCAGAAAAACAUCUUCUAAGCAAGAAGAGAUUGCAUGUAGUUGAUUUCAAAUGGUUGGAAGACUGCAUGGAAAGAGGUGAGAAAUUGCCUGAGGGUCCGUAUGACUUGAGAACUACUUGGAUAGAAGAAUCAGACACUGCUUGGAUAGAAGAGUCGGAUACGGGAGUUUGCAAACAUGAGGCUAGUCAAGAGAAGUCGGUUUCCAGCUUGCGCAAAGAGGAGGAACAGUUGUCGUCUUUUGUGGAGGAGGUGGUAGAAGCCAAAGGUAAAGCAGCUUCAGAAGACCAGACUGGUGGCAAAAGAAGAAGAGGAAGACCUGCUACCAUCAACAGAAAUAGGGGUAAAAUUUGUAGCAAUCAAGCUGGGAGGAAGCGAGCACGUCUUGGAAAGAAACCUGUAAAAAUAUCGGGAAAUGAAUCUGAUGAAAGCAGUUCUGCUACUGAAACAGCGCAUGCAGAUACGAAGAACAAAAAAGACAGUAGAAUUCAUAAAACUUCGAAGGAUGAGAUGGCUGAAAGUCCGGACAAUGUGAAAGAAGAGAUUUCGGAGUCUUUACUAGGAGGCAGGACAGAAAAGUCGGGGAAUGUGGAUCCACGGGAAGGAACGUCCAGCGAUGGUCAGAAAACAGAAUUUGGGGAGAAGCAUGAUGACCAAUUCAUCGGGAAGAUCGAGAUUAGGAGUGACCCAGUUGAAGCUAUGCUAUUGGACAUGAUCCCAAGCCUUGGAAUGAGAAAGGUGGAGAUAACCGAUCACUCUGUUGAAAGGGAGAAGCUCCCAGUUGAACCCGUCGAGCAGCCUCAGAAGAAAAAGAAAGUAAGCUAUAAGGAUGUUGCCAGUGAGCUUCUUAAGGAUUGGUAGACAUCUGUCAUUUUUGCAACUGUGUUGUGCUAACUAUUGGGAGUUUAUGUAACUUAAAUGAUAGAUGAGCUGUCUAUACUUUCCAAGGUGGUUAUUGUUUAGUGUAUAUAGUUUGCUUGGGUUUGAAAUUUGUGGAA